AUGGCAGAGAGUGCAGACGCCAGCAAGUCUUUACCCGAGCGGAUAAAGGACAAGGUCGAAAAUGUUGUUGCCGACAAGAAGCCAAAGAAGGAGAAAGCCCCCAAGCAACACAAGGCUCCAAAAGAACCCAAGCCACAGGUUGCCAAACCACCCAAACCUCCCAAGACAGAAGCGACAGGCCCCGUCGACCCGGAGGCCAUGUUCAAGGAAGGCUGGCUUGCUGGUGUGAGACGUGAGAGACCUGACGAAGAAGGCGUUGUUACUCGAUUUCCUCCAGAACCUAAUGGCUAUCUUCAUAUCGGUCAUAGCAAAGCAAUCGCGAUCAAUUUCGGAUUUGCCAGAUUCUGGGGUGGCAAAUGCAAUCUGAGGUUUGAUGAUACCAAUCCAGAGGCUGAGGAAGAAGUCUAUUUCACCGCCAUCGAAGACAUUGUUCGAUGGCUUGGUUUUGAUCCUGCCCUCAUCACCUACUCGAGUGACUUCUUUGAUCAGCUCUAUGAACUGGCAGAGAAAUUGAUCACACUGGAUGGUGCUUACGUGUGCCACUGCACUGAUGAACAGCUGAAAGAUCAAAGAGGUGGAACAGACGUCAAGAACAAACAUGAGCGAUAUGCAUGUCCACACCGGAGUCGACCAAUCGAGGAGUCAUUGGCUGAAUUCCGAGCAAUGAGGGAUGGGAAAUACAAACCGAAAGAAGCCUUUCUGCGAAUGAAGCAGGACAUCACCAAUGGAAAUCCACAAAUGUGGGAUCUGGUCGCCUAUCGAGUUCUCGAAAAGCCUCAUCAUCGGACCGGCGAUAAAUGGAGAAUCUACCCGACAUAUGAUUUCACGCACUGCCUAUGUGAUAGCUUCGAAGGCAUCACCCAUUCGCUCUGUACGACCGAAUUCAUCCUGUCCCGAGUGUCUUAUGAGUGGCUCAACAAUACGGUCGAUGUGCCUCACAAACCAAUGCAGAGAGAGUACGGACGUUUGAAUGUGACGGGGACCGUUUUGUCCAAACGAAAGAUCAAGAAGCUAGUGGACGACAAAAUCGUCAACGGGUGGGAUGAUCCCAGACUUUACACUCUGGUUGCUCUACGCCGGAGAGGUAUCCCACCGGGCGCCAUCUUAUCCUUUGUCAGUGAACUCGGGGUUACGACCGCGAAGAUCAAUAUCCAAAUCACAAGAUUCGAGCAGUCUGUUCGGAAAUAUCUCGAAUCGACCGUGCCCCGACUCAUGGUAGUUCUGGAUCCCAUUCCAGUCAUCAUCGAUGAUCUCGCUGACGACCAUUACGAGGAGAUCGAAAAUGCCUUUGGACCAAAAGACGUUGACAUGGGUUCACACAAGAUGCCAUUGACCAAAACGGUAUACAUCGAGCGAGACGACUUCAGAGAGGAGGACAGCAAGGACUUUUUCAGAAUGGCACCAGGCAAACCGGUAGGCUUGUUGAAGGUUCCAUAUCCAGUGAUUGCGACAAGCUUCAAGAAGGACGAAGCCACAGGACUUGUCACCGAGAUCCAUGCCAAAUAUGACAAGCCAGCUCAGGGAGAGAAAGCCAAAAGACCCAAAGCCUACAUCCAAUGGGUUGCCAAAGCACCAGAACAUGGCUCACCUGUCAAUUGUGAGGUCCGAGUAUUCCAGCCACUAUUCAAGUCAGAAAAUCCUGAUGCAGUGGAGCCAAGCUUUAUGGCAGACCUACGAGACGAUAGCUUGCAGAUAUAUCCCAAUGCAGUUGCAGAAGUCGGUCUGAAGGAGAUUCGCGAGAGAGCGCCAUGGCCUGAGGAAGCGGGUGAGAAGAAGGGGCUUGCUGGGUUUGAAUCAGUUCGGUUCCAAGCAAUGCGGACCGGGUAUUUCUGUUUGGACAAGGACACAGAUGAGGCAGCGGGAAAGAUUGUGUUGAAUCGGAUUGUUGGACUCAAGGAAGACACGGGCAAGACUGCGUGA
Messenger RNA from Exophiala bonariae, 1920 nucleotides. RefSeq lists its product as uncharacterized. The transcript has a single exon. The record is from RefSeq and is a predicted model, not a curated record. Gene Ontology annotation, cellular component: cytoplasm; cytosol. Gene Ontology annotation, molecular function: ATP binding; glutamine-tRNA ligase activity. Gene Ontology annotation, biological process: translation; glutaminyl-tRNA aminoacylation. Lineage: Eukaryota; Fungi; Ascomycota; Eurotiomycetes; Chaetothyriales; Herpotrichiellaceae. Bases 1 to 1920 code for a protein of 639 amino acids.